AUGCCAUGGCUGCGAGAGUUCCUCAGCCGCCUAAUGGAGAACUGUCGCUUGAGCAUCUACAAGCCCCCCCGUCCAAGGCUGAGCGGGAAUGAAAUCUUUUCCAAUGUCCCUACCGAAACAGUCCUUGAGAUCAGCAUGUAUCUCGACGAGGUCGACCAAGCCGCCCUGGCGCUUUCGAGCCGACGGCUGCUGUAUAUGAUGGGCACAGAAACGCUGCAACUUGAAGAGCCGAUGCGUUUCGAACUCCUUGGACGCCUGGAGCGAGACGGGGUUUAUCUGAUGGACAUCCUGUGUUCUAUAUGUCGUCGCUUCCAUCUUCCGCGAUUGACCGACGGCCCGACUUCGAACGAGACAGAAGCUGCCCGUCCUUGCUAUUACUACGGAAACAAAUGGAUCCAAGAAAGUACGGCGUCGCGCAACCUCCCGGUCGGCAUGCACUUCGACAUGGUGGCGGCAGUGACCAGAAGCAUUCGACACCAGGCCUUAUACUAUAAGUCACACAUGAUUUACAAAACGGUUCGCUGGGUUUACGGAAGUAGUGAGUGCAGACUUGCCACGACACACACGGUACGAGUUGUAGACGGGCAUUUUCUAGUCCGAAAAGAGAACUGCCUCUACCCUGAAUCUAUCAGGUCCGCCUCUCUUUGUAGCGUACCGAAACUUCAGAGGAUGUUGGCUCGUCUCGAGCAAUUUACUACUUGCUGCGAGCACGUCAAGUGGGCAGACACGGUCGAUUUCCUCUUCGAUCCGACUCUGAAGACGUGGCCCCAGCACGUGUGUCUAUGGACGCAUCCCGAGCAAUGCGAAUAUCCUCGAUUUGAAGGCCUGUGUCAACAGCCUGUGGCCAGCGUCCUGCGCAAGGUUUACUCAUGCCGGGUGUGCUAUACCGACUAUGCCAUCGGCCGAAGGAACCUUGUGGGAGGUUUAACCACGAUUACCCUCACCUCAUGGAAGGACCUAGGAUGCGGGAAAGACGUCGAGGACCGUGUUUGGAAGUCGCAUCUCAGCCGUAUCCCAGGUUACAAGGUUGUCCCCCGUGAUGGACCGUCGGGUGAGAUUUGGAGCAGGUUCGAAGGAUCGAAGCUUCUUCGUGUGCCUCGGAGUCAGUGUUGA
Messenger RNA from Ilyonectria robusta, 1113 nucleotides. RefSeq lists its product as uncharacterized. Lineage: Eukaryota; Fungi; Ascomycota; Sordariomycetes; Hypocreales; Nectriaceae. Bases 1 to 1113 code for a protein of 370 amino acids. The transcript has a single exon. The record is from RefSeq and is a predicted model, not a curated record.